Messenger RNA from Armigeres subalbatus, 3222 nucleotides. RefSeq lists its product as uncharacterized. The record is from RefSeq and is a predicted model, not a curated record. The transcript is spliced from 4 exons. The coding region runs from base 1 to 3222 and encodes 1073 amino acids. Lineage: Eukaryota; Metazoa; Arthropoda; Insecta; Diptera; Culicidae.
AUGAUUGGAACUGGAGGCCAAGUGAAAUCCCAGGAGAAGCUACUCGUCGAGGAGCAUGAGCGAAGACGCACUUCGGAAGCAGAUUUGCGGCAUCAGCUGUCACUACGGAAUAGGGAAUGCGAGGCGCUGCAACUUCAGCUAGCAGAACUGGAGACUAAAAUUCAGUGUCUGCGGGGCACCACACAGCGGCUGCAAUCCCAGUUAGAAGCUCAGCAACGCGAGUACAAAUCGGAUCGCCAACGAAAUAAAGCGGUCACAGAGUAUUGGAACCUGCACAACGAAGUGCAACAGUUCGUCAGGCGUAAUCAGGAUCGGCCAGUGGAUGAAGGUUCUCCUCCAUUACACCCUCCGCCAGAGUCUUGGUUUGAAGCGGAAAAUGAAAAUAACAUCGCUGCUAGACAGGUGGUAACCAGGGAGCACCCCACAUUCUCCGGAGAUCCGAUCGAUUGGCCCCUAUUUAUUAGCAGCUAUCAGCAUUCUACACAGGCUUUCGGGUACACCAACUCCGAAAACCUUUUGCGCUUGCAACGUAGCUUGAAAGGCAGCGCAAAGGAUUCAGUCAGCAGUUUCUUGCUCCACCCGUCGACAGUACCACAAGUAAUGUCUACACUGCAACAACUGUACGGUCGCCCGGGACAGAUUGUGAACAACAUGAUCACCAAGGUUCGGGCAACACCCCCUCCGAAACCCGACCGAUUGGAUACACUGGUUAGUUUUGGACUGAUAAUUCAAAAUCUCUGCGGUCACCUGAAAGCGGUCGGCUUAGAGAAACAUCUGGCGAAUCCUAUACUUCUGCAAGAGCUCGUUGACAAGCUACCGGCGACGGUGAAGUUCAGCUGGGCCCUCUACCAGGAGCAAGUACAAGAUGUGGAUUUGAACGUGUUCAGCAGCUACAUGGCGAGGAUAUCUUCGGCAGCAAGUAGCGUAACUCAGAUGUCCAAUAUUCCACAGAAAUCUGGAAAAGAUGAGAAAGGUCGCUUGAAGGAGAGAUCGUUCGUGAACACGCACGUUUCCACGGAUAAAGCGAAAGUGAGUCGCCAAGAAAAUGCAGAAAAGGCGGGAGUCAGAGGUGGAAAGCCGAGAGAAAAGGAUGCCGCACCGAGUAACACGAAGUCGUGCUCCGUUUGCAACGUCGACAGUCAUCAAAUCGACAAUUGCUCGUCGUUCAAAGGACUCGAUCUGGACGGCAGAUGGAAAGCGGUAAAAGCAAACAAAUUGUGCGCUCGUUGUCUCACUUCGCAUGCGCGAUGGCCGUGUAAGGGAGAAGUGUGCGUCUGCCCAAAACGACAUCAUCGACUACUUCACUUCGAGCCACCAAUGUCAUCGAAAACUACCAGUGCGGUGGUUACAGCUCAUCGGCAGCUGUCGUCGUCUACGCUUUUUCGGAUCCUCCCAGUAACCCUAUUUGGGAAACAGGGGCAGUUCAACACAUUCGCCUUCCUCGACGACGGGUCAUCAGUAACUCUCGUAGUGCGGCCCAUUGCCGACGCACUCGGUGCAAGCGGAGAAGUGAAGAACUUGAACAUCGAAUGGACCGGAAGCAUAAACAAGACGAUUGCUGGAACAGAAGUCGUUACGAUGGAGAUUUCCGAGGCCGGUGGAAAUAGGCGGUUCAGAUUGUCCGAAGUCUACACCGUCGACAGUCUCGGACUACCACAACAGACCACCGAUUACGCAGAGCUCGCUAACCGAUACGCGCAUCUCAACAAGCUGCCGGUGAAGAGCUUCCGAUGUGCUGUACCAGGAAUCCUAAUCGGUCAAAGCAAUGUUCAGCUCCUCGCUACUCUAAGACUGCGGGAAGGUGAAUUGAACGAACCGAUCGCAACGAAGACCAGGAUCGGAUGGGCAGUUUGUGGCAAUGUGCGGAAACCACAAGCCAGUACGGUGUACAAGCAGCUACACAUACAUGCUGAACCAUCUGUAGUAGACCUCCACGAGUACGUCCGGCGCUUCUUCGACAUCGAGAGCAUGGGUGUAGCGGUGGUGCCAGCCGUGAGAGGUGUUGAAGAACAACGUGCGAACAAUAUCUUGGAAACGAUUACACGACGGUUGAACGACAAGAAGUACGAGACAGGUCUGCUCUGGAAGCACGAUUACGUGGAGUUUCCAGAUAGUCGGCCGAUGGCAGAACGACGCUUCAAGUAUCUCGAAUAUCGUUUAGCCCAGAACCCACAGCUUUACGAAAGUGUGCGUCAACAAAAGGCGGAAUCCAAAGACAAAGGCUUCAUUCACGAAGCGACAGUGGAAGAAAUGGAGGAGUUUGACCUGCGGCGUACAUGGUUCCUGCCGAUUGGAGUCGUCGCAGAUAUUAAGGAGAUGUUCCUACAAAUCUCAAUUCGGAAAGAGGACUGCAGUGCUCCACUGUUUCAGUACAGAGAUUCCCCAGACGUACCGAUGAAGCAGGAAGCAGAGUUCCCACGAGGUGCGGCCGCAGUGAAGAAGCGGCAUUACGUGGACGAUUACGUAAACAGUCACGAUACAGCGGAAGAAGCGAUCGAGGUGGCGAAGGAAGUGAUCGAGGUGCACAAGCGAGUGGGGUUCCAUAUCCGUAAUUGGAUGUCAAGUGAUCGGAGCGUAGUCGAGAAGUUGGGUGAAGCGAACCAGAAGCCGUCAAAAGACAUGUUAUCGGAGAAGGACGUCGGACAGGAGCGAGUGUUGGGAAUGGCGUGGAUACAGAGAGAGGAUAUAUGUCUUCGUAUUUUCACUGCAGUUUGGCGAGAAGGACCCUCGAUACCUCGACUAGAAUUGAUGGCUACGGUGUUGGGAGCACGCCUACGGAAAACCAUCGAGGAAAACCACACGUUGAAAAUCCAAAAAACGUUUUUCUGGAGCGAUUCGACGACAGUUUGCUCGUGGAUCGAGUCGGAAACGCGUCGUUAUCGGCAGUUCGUUUCCUUCAGAGUCGACGAAAUAUUGAGCAACUCGAGCAUCGAUGAAUGGCAGUGGAUUUCGACGAAGAUCAACGUUGCGGAUGAAGCCACCAAAUGGGGAAAAGGUCCGUCAUGCAAUGUGGAUAGUCGCUGGUUUCAAGGUCCCGAAUUUCACUACGGCAGCAAAGCAGGUUGGUCAAUGAUUCCUGAAGAAGAUACGGAUGAAAGCGACAAGGAGCUGCGGGAGGCAUACGUCUUUAACCAUCAUAUAAGACAACCGGUGAUAGACACUUCAAAGUUUUCGCGAUUUGAGAGGAUGCUACGCUCGGUGGCAUACGUUCCCAUUAUGUGA